Staurois parvus is the source of this 330-nucleotide messenger RNA. Lineage: Eukaryota; Metazoa; Chordata; Amphibia; Anura; Ranidae. The record is from the annotation of a GenBank genome assembly.
UGGGCACAGGUGGGUGGCACUGGUGGGCACAGGUGGGUGGGCACAGGUGGGUGGCACUGCUGGGCACAGGUAGGUGGCACUUCUGGGCACAGGUGUGUGAAAUUGCAGAGUGGCACAGGUGGGUGCACUGCUGGGCACAGGUGGGUGCACUGCUGGGCACAGGUGGGCGGAACUUGCGGGUGGCACUGCUGGGCACCGAUCAUCAGGGCACUGAUCAUCAGUGCCCUGAUGAUCGGUGCCGAUCCCCGCUCUGACAACUGCCGGUUCUCGGCAGUACUUUCCUCACGAUCUGACAGCAUGAGGAAAGUGCAGCCGAGAACCGGCACUUGC